Messenger RNA from Brassica rapa (field mustard), 897 nucleotides. RefSeq lists its product as uncharacterized. The record is from RefSeq and is a predicted model, not a curated record. NCBI's taxonomy places the organism in Eukaryota, Viridiplantae, Streptophyta, Magnoliopsida, Brassicales, Brassicaceae. Gene Ontology annotation, biological process: mitochondrial respiratory chain complex I assembly.
AAAAAGCAAUGUUAUGUCUCCGUCUCUCAGAGCAGGCGCGUGUAACCCUUGAACGCGAACACGUUCCUUCAUUGCCUCCUUGAAAUCAAUAUGAAGAACGCAACAGAAGCUGCUUCCACUAUCCUCUGAACAAGAGUUUGCGUAAUGGGUCAGCAACUUCGUCGAGCCGUUGGGAAAGUCAAAGAAGUUGAGAGAUUCCCAUCUUCUACAUCUAGGGUCGCCGCACAUCGGAGAUCGCUUCCAAAGGAAGAGCUCGCCGCCGCGAAAUCUCCGUCUACCGCCGCCGUUGACGGUGUUUCUGAUGAAGAAGGUCGAAGAACAACGAGUGAUGAUAAUGUUCUAGAAGAACGAGACCCAAAGUACGAUACAAUGUUGAAUCAAAUGGUGGGGAGGAUUAAGGCUAAACCAGGAGGCAAAGCUGAGAUGGGAGAGGCAUCAGUAGUGGAAAGUUCCAAGAGGCCACUUCCGAAGCUCCGGAACACAACUCCUGAAUCAACAAGGUAUGAGGAGAAACCUGUGCCUCAAGGAACGUUGAACGUGGCGCAAGUGAGACACAUCAUGCUUCUCUUUCAGGGGAAAGCUCAGGAUCAUAGCGGUUCAAUGAGUGUGGAGGAGAUAGCUAAAAACUACAGGAUUGACGUCUCUCAGGUCAAGAAAAUCACACAGUUCCUGUCUUUGCCUCCGGAGGUUACUGAUAAGCAGAAGAAACGAUAUGAAUAAAGGUAAAAAGGCUCUGUUUUGGUUCAUUAUAGAAAGUUUUGUGCGUCUGCGUGUAACACAGAACCAGAGAUGAGAUUUGAUUUUGAUUUUUUUUGUUUUCUUUCUGUGAGCAAUAAUGUAAGACUGUGUAAGCUAAGAAUACAAAGCUUUGUUUUUCAAUUAAGUCAAUGAUUCUUU